GCUGUGAGGGCAGCGGGCACGGCCUGGGGCUGUAGGGCUGUGAGGGCAUCCCGGCAGAGCAGGGCAGGCAGCGCUCUGUGCCCAUGGGCUGCUGGAGGGUGCCUGGGCCCGUGCUGGGCCUGCUGCUGCUGCUGUGCCCGCCGCGCUCGCCCGCCUGCCCGCCCGCCUGCCGCUGCUCCCCGGCCGAGGCCGACUGCGGCGAGCGGGGCCUCCGCCAGGUGCCCUGGGGCCUCUGGGCCAACACCAGCGCCCUGUGGCUGGGCUACAACUUCAUCACCGUGCUGGGACCUCGCUCCUUCCCUCCGCUGCCGGGGCUGCGGCUGCUCAGCCUGGUGCACAACCGCCUGGAGCUGAUCCACGGCCAGGCGCUGCUGGGGCUCGGGGCGCUGCGGGAGCUGGACCUCAGCCACAACCACCUCAGCGUGCUCACCCCCGACACCUUCGUGCCCCUCACCAGCCUGGCCACGCUCAACCUGGGCAGCAACAGGCUGAGGGAGCUGGAGCCCGGGGUGCCGGCGGCCUUGCCCCAGCUCCGGGCGCUUUUCCUGCAGGACAACCCCUGGGUGUGCAGCUGCAGCAUCCUGCCCCUCUGGCGCUGGCUCAGCCACAACAGAGAAAAAGUGCGAGAGAAGAGUUUGCUCCUCUGCAGAGUUCCAGAGCAGCUGAACAAGUAUCCGAUCAUGGCCUUUGGGGACGAGUCCUUCAGGCAGUGCCAGGAGACCUCACUGUCCCCCCAGCACUACAUCACCUUCUUCAUCAUCGGACCCUUCUCCUUCAUUGCCAGCAUCUUCUUCUGCACCUUCCUGGGCUCCCUGGUGGUGUUCUACCACAGCCUGCGCCGCGAGUCCCACUGCUGGAGGAGGCCCCGUAUCUGCAGGGUGCACUGAGGGGCUUAGCCAGGCUCUGCCCUGGCAGCCCGGGCUCCACCCGUGCCCCUCCCCAGCUGUUACAAUCGUUCCUGUGGGGCAGUGAGAGGCAGUUCUGUUCCUGGCAUCGCUUUGUGUUCUCUCAGAGGCCCUCGAGAUGGUGCCAAGCUGCCUCUGCCAGGGGGGAGCAGCCUCCAGCUCAGCUCCCUGCAGGGUACAGGCGGACCAAAAAUGCUCUCAGUGUUUUGGGAGGCUCCCCAAGGCCACCCUCAGAUCUGCAUAUCCUCUUCCUGGGGACAGCCAGGUGAUCCUUCUCCCCUUGUCCUUCCCCCUGGGCUGCCCAGUCCCUCAGUGUGCAUUUAGGAUGCUCCAUAUGCCUCACUGUGCCUUUAGGUGCAGCCUGGGAGUCCCUGUGUGCAUCCCAGGACACACCACAUUCCUCUUGGUGCCUUUCAGGUCACCCCAGGACUCACCAUUUGCCUUUUGGUGCGGCCCAGAAGCCUCUGUGUGCCUUUCAGUUUGCUCCUUGGGCCUCCUGGUACCCCCUGCACCCUCUGACUGCCUUCAGUGACCCCAGCAGCCUCAGUGCUUUUUUCUGUGCCCUCAGAAGUCCUUGAGUUGGCAUUUCCUGUUUGGCUUCUGUGUCCUGGCAGGCACUGUUUUCCUUUUAGUGUACCUCAGAGCUCUCUGUGUGCCUUUUGGUGCACCUGAGGAUCUCUGGGUGGUUUGGAGCAUUCCAAAACCUCUGUGGGCUGUCAGACCAUCCCAGGCCUGUCAGUGUGCUGCCCAAGGACAGGGCUGGUUGCAAAAAGCUCCUUUUGAUAGUUUUUUUCCAUUGAGUCGGGAAUGCUGGUGCUGAGAAGGCUCAGCCAACAACCAAGGUCUAGGGUGAGGCUGAAGUUUAGGUGAGGGCCAGGAAGAGCCUCGAGCUGCCACUGAUGUGGUUCGGCAGGGCAGCUGCCAAAGGAUGGGUGAGGCUACAGUGGUUUCUCCCUCAAUAGCUUUUCCCUAGGCUGUAGCUCAUCCCCAGCCAAGGUAUAGGGUUAGCUCAGGGUUGGGAGUGGGGGCAAACAAGGCCUUUAGAGGGGCUCUUUACAGCAGCCCUGGCUGCUGCCCCACCUCCCAUCACCCACAAAUCGGGGCUGGGGCUGGCCCUGCACCUCCCUGCCCCGCUCCCUUCUUCCCUUUCCUGUGGAAAGGCUGCUGGAAAUGCUUAGUGAGCCUACUGGGGGAAGGCCUGGAAGGAUCUGGAGCUGUGCUCCAGGAGAAAGCCACAAGCUGGGGUGACAAAAACACUUUUCAAGGAGGAACAAGAGCCCUUUUUGGCCUGACCUCUUACCCACUGCAAGAUGAUCAGAGCCACAAUGAGAUGUUGUGACUACCAGCCUUGUCCACUCCAUCUCCUGCCCAUGCAAGAGCUGGGACCUGCCAGGGCUGUCAGUAAAUCUCACAUAAAUAAACCAAGUGUCACCUCAGCGGUGGCUUGCUCCCAUUUUUAUUUUUAAGAGAGAAGCCAGCCCCAUGUGUGUGUGCUGCCACAUGGCCCAAUUCCAACUUCCUCCUCUGGUGUGGGGCAGGGUGUUUGCAGGGAGCGUCUGGAGGCAGCAUCUGCCCCAGUGCUGCCAGCCCUGCUCCUAGGAGGGCUGCAGGACUCUGCCAGGAUCGUCUCUUGCCUGUCCCAAGAGCAAUCCCAGCUCUCCCAGGCCCUCUCUAGACAGGGUUCAGUUAUUCCCAAGAAGGCCUGGGCUUCCCAUUUGGAGUUUGGUCCUUGUUUGUCAUCCUGCACGGCCACCUGAACCCUGCUCCUUCCCUCAGACCAUCCUGAGGCUCAGCGCCCAUGGAGGCUGGGCUGGAGGUCUCAGCACAUGGGGAAGAUGCUGUGGAUGGGUGAUGUUCCUUCUGUUCAGCCUUGGGGGACCUUCCUAUUUUGGAAAUCACUUGAUGGACCUCCCCAUGGAUGGGCUGAUGUGUGGGGGCUUCGCCAAUGCCCUCAUCCCUGCAUCCCAUCCCCUAUUCCCAAAGGCUGGUUCCACUGGCCAGGCCCCAUGCUGGCUCCCAGGAGAGGGGGAGCCCGGCGGUGGCAGGGGGCAGUUUUCCCUGGGAUGGAGGUGGGACAGAGCCAGCUGCCAUGGUGCUGGUGUUUGGACAGCUCCAUGCUGUCCCGAUCCCCUCACUGCAAGGCCUGUGACCACCCUGGCUGUGCAGGCUCUGUCACCUGAGUAUCCCAGAAUGGGGAUGUCCUUUUCCUCUCAGGCUCCCCUAUAGCCCCUGCCCUUUCUCCCUCCUGGUUCCUCCAUCCCUUCCUGUCCCUCCACUGUUUGCAGACCCUGCCACAGGACUGGGCGAGGCUCUGAUUCACCACAGGGCUCCCUGCCAGCUUUGCCAGAAGUCAGAGACACAAAGAGGCACACAGCUCUGGAAUAAACCACUUCAUGAUCCAGUCUAGACUUUACUGAGCUCUUGCAAAAACUUGGUAUUCAUGUAACAUCGACGUAUAAAGUAGAAUGGGUCCGAUUUCUCAGCUGGAGCUAGAUGAACUGGAUGGAGCCACAGCAGUCAGUGGGACGAUGCUCACAGACCUCAGCUGCCAUGUGAAAAUGCUGCCCGGGGGGCAGCCCGGGCCCGGGGAGGCAGUCCGUGCCCCUGGGGUGGGUACCGGGCUGCGGGCGGCUGCUCCGGGCUGGCAGGAGACGCUGCCCGUGCCCUGCGCUAGCUGCUCCUCCCCGGGGCCGCCGCCUCCGUGCCCGCUGCCCACGGGGAGGCUGCUCGGGAGCCGUGUGGGCUCGAGGGGAGGACGGGGCAGGAGGGACGGCUCAGCCUGGCUCGUUCGGUUCCCUUCUCCCGAACUGGGAUCUGCUUUCCACGUCUCCGGGCCCAGGCGGAUGGAGCGCCGAGAGCUGCUGGCAAGCUUGGGCUGCAGGUGAGGGCGGCAGGGGAGCUGCCAGUGCUGGCCGUGGUGCCCCGACAGUGCAGAACUGCAGGUGAGGGUGGCAGGGGAGCUGCCAGUGCUGGCCGUGGUGCCCCGACAGUGCAGACAGGCUGGGUGGCUGCUGCAGCACUGCAGCGAGCCGUGACCAGCCAGCAGCAUCUCUCCUUGCAUUGCUGGUGCUGAGGCAGUGUGGAGCUGGGGUAGAGGUCAGUGCAACCGUCCAGAGCCAUUUCCCGUGGAGAAUUGCUGGCCAGGAGAGCUGCUGUGUGAGUGCUACAUGCUGGCCGUGGCCAGGUCCUGGGGAUGUGUUCUGUGCAGGAGAGCUGGGAGCCGGGGUCUCGGCUGGCGGCACUCCUCGGGCUCCGGAGCACCGCGAUUCGCUCAGGGCACAGGGCUGGGGGCGGGAACUCUCCUGCUGCAGCCGGACCACGGACGGAACCGAGUCACAGCCACGGACCGAUGGAGGGAAGGGAAGAGGGUCCAUCCCCUGCAAGGAGCAGAGCACACAUCUUCCAGCCCCUGCGGCAGACGUGAGGGUCACUUGGCACGGCAGGAACGUGUGCCAAGCCUGCCGCACCAGGAGCUGGCUGCUCCGGCUGCUCGGGACCGUGGGCACAUUGCUGGAGCCCUCCAGGUGGUGGGAGACAUGGAGCACACGUCUGAGGGGCUGUGUGUGCUCAGAA
This is a messenger RNA of Taeniopygia guttata (zebra finch), 4478 nucleotides long. RefSeq names its product leucine rich repeat containing 26 (gene LRRC26). Gene Ontology annotation, molecular function: protein binding. The record is from RefSeq and is a predicted model, not a curated record. Gene Ontology annotation, cellular component: plasma membrane. Lineage: Eukaryota; Metazoa; Chordata; Aves; Passeriformes; Estrildidae.